Limanda limanda (common dab) is the source of this 2413-nucleotide messenger RNA. RefSeq names its product electrogenic aspartate/glutamate antiporter SLC25A12, mitochondrial-like. Lineage: Eukaryota; Metazoa; Chordata; Actinopteri; Pleuronectiformes; Pleuronectidae. The record is from RefSeq and is a predicted model, not a curated record. The transcript has 18 exons. Gene Ontology annotation, molecular function: L-glutamate transmembrane transporter activity; calcium ion binding; L-aspartate transmembrane transporter activity. Gene Ontology annotation, biological process: L-glutamate transmembrane transport; malate-aspartate shuttle; aspartate transmembrane transport. The coding region runs from base 46 to 2088 and encodes 680 amino acids.
GCCCAGCGCCUGCGCCAGUCCUCUGCAGCUGACGUCACAGCCAGCAUGGCGGUCAAGGUGCAAUUAACAAAGAGGGCUGACCCCCAUGAUUUGAAGACUAUUUUUCAUAAGUAUGCCAGUGUGGUGGAGGAUGGGGAGCAUUACUUGACCCCCAGGGACUUUGUACAGAGCUACCUGGGUCUGCACACACAGCCUCAACACAACCCCAAAACUGUGGAGCUGAUAGCCGGAGUGGCCGACACCACCAAAGAUGGACUCAUAUCUUUCCAGGAGUUUCAGGCCUUUGAAUCAGUCCUAUGUGCCCCAGACGUCCUGUUCAUACUUGCCUUUCAGUUGUUUGAUAAGACCGGCACAGGAAACAUCUCCUUUGAGAAUGUACGUGACAUCUUCAGCCAGACCACGGUUCAUCACCACAUUCCCUUCAACUGGGACUGUGAGUUCAUCAAGCUGCAUUUCGGCCACGAGAGAAACAAGAACCUCAGCUACACAGAGUUCACCCAGUUUUUACAGGAGCUACAGUUGGAGCAUGCCCGCCAGGCCUUUGCACAGAAAGACAAGAACAAAAGUGGCACCAUCACCGCCUUGGACUUCAGCGACAUCAUGGCCACCAUCAGACACCACAUGCUGACGCCGUUUGUGGAGGAGAAUCUGGUCUCAGCUGCAGGAGGCAGCACCUCCCACAUGGUGAGCUUCUCCUACUUCAACGCCUUCAACGCCCUCCUCAACAACAUGGAGCUUGUCCGAAAGAUCUACAGCACCCUCGCCGGCACGCACAGAGACGUACUCCUUACCAAAGAGGAGUUUGCUCAUGCCGCCAAUAAGUUUGGACAAAUCACUCCUAUGGAGAUUGACAUCCUGUACCAGCUCUCUGGUCUCCACUCGCACUCUGGGCGGCUGAACCACGCCGACAUCGAGAGGAUAGCGCCGCUGGAGGAAGGAGCCAUGCCAUACCACCUAGCAGAGGCCCAGAAACAGCACGCUCAUGACCCGUCCCGGCCCGUCUGGCUCCAGGCUGCGGAGUCCGCCUACAGGUUCAGCCUGGGCGCAAUCGCCGGAGCCACCGGCGCCACGGCCGUGUACCCCAUCGACCUGGUGAAGACGCGCAUGCAGAACCAGCGCUCCACGGGCUCCUUCGUGGGAGAGCUGAUGUACAAGAACAGCUUCGACUGCGCCAAGAAAGUGCUGCGUUACGAGGGCGUCUUUGGAUUCUACAGAGGUCUCCUCCCGCAGCUCAUCGGUGUCGCGCCGGAGAAAGCCAUCAAACUCACGAUGAAUGAUUUUGUCAGAGACAAGUUCACCACACAGGACGGCACCAUCCCUCUGCCGGCAGAGAUCCUCGCUGGUGGAUGUGCCGGAGGUUCCCAGGUGAUUUUCACCAACCCUCUGGAGAUUGUGAAGAUCCGUCUGCAGGUGGCUGGAGAGAUCACCACAGGGCCCAGGGUCAGUGCCCUGAAUGUUGUGAGAGACCUGGGCUUCUUUGGCCUCUACAAGGGAGCCAAAGCCUGCUUCCUGCGAGACGUCCCCUUCUCUGCCAUCUACUUCCCUGUUUAUGCCCACACCAAGAAGAAGCUGGCAGAUGAGGACGGAAGUCUGGGGGCGCUGCAGCUGCUCACUGCUGGAGCCAUCGCAGGCGUACCGGCAGCAUCGCUGGUAACCCCUGCUGAUGUCAUCAAGACCAGACUCCAGGUGGCGGCCCGAGCCGGCCAGACGUCGUACAAUGGCGUCAUCGACUGCUUCGGGAAGAUCCUAAAGGAAGAAGGUUUCAGGGCUCUUUGGAAGGGUGCAGGAGCUCGCGUCUUGAGAUCCUCGCCACAGUUCGGCGUAACCCUGGUGACCUACGAGCUGCUACAAAGAUGGUUGGACGUUGACUUUGGAGGACAGCGUCCCACCGGCUCUCAGCCCACUCCCAAGCUCUUGACGGAGGACCUUCCCUCUCUGACAGCAGACCACGUGGGCGGCUACCGUCUGGCCGCUGCAACCUUUGGGGGCGUGGAGAGAAAGUUUGGCCUUCACCUGCCUAAGUUCAAGCCUUCUGGAGAGGAGACCAGGAAACCAGCGGAGACCGGAGCAGAGUCACAGGCGUCAUAAACCUGCAGUGACCACGAGGGCUGCAUGCUCCUCCGCUCAUUAAGUCUUCCUACGUUUCAAUCCAACGCAUUUGAGAGGUUGUCUUGCUUUGAAUGCUGCAUGAGUAUGGCUUUACUGCUUUGUCUUUGCACACUUUACUGUACAUAUUGUACUUCUCUUCAGAGGGACAGUAUGGCUUCAAGAAAGGAUUGUUAGCUGCGUUGUUUUUUCUUCUUUCUGGCGUGCAACAGCUUUGGUGUGCAUGUUUCAGUUGUAUUUCAAAGACACGAGGAUGUACAGAUGUUUUCAAGUAUUUAUUUUGAAAUCAUGACCUGGGAGACUCGAG